AGGGCGCCAAGGGCAACAUGGGCGAGCCAGGAGAGCCCGGGCAGAAGGGACGACAGGGAGACCCAGGCAUCGAAGGCCCCAUUGGAUUCCCAGGACCCAAGGGUGUUCCUGGUUUCAAAGGAGAGAAGGGUGAAUUUGGAGCCGAGGGGCGGAAGGGGGCCCCUGGCCUGGCCGGCAAGAACGGGACCGAUGGACAGAAGGGCAAGCUGGGGCGCAUCGGGCCUCCGGGCUGCAAGGGAGACCCAGGGAGUCGGGGCCCCGAUGGAUACGCAGGGGAAGCCGGCAACCCUGGGGAGCAAGGGGACCAGGGCAUCAAGGGAGAUGCUGGUCGCCCAGGACGCAGAGGACCCCCAGGAGACAGCGGGGCCAAAGGAAGCAAGGGUUACCAAGGCAAUGACGGAUCCCCGGGAAGUCCCGGUGUGAAAGGAGCCAAGGGUGGACCUGGGCCCCGAGGACCCAAAGGCGAGCCUGGGCGCAGGGGGGACCCAGGAGCCAAGGGCAGCCCAGGCAGCAACGGCCCCAAGGGUGAGAAGGGAGACCCUGGCCCUGAGGGUCCCCGGGGUCUGGCUGGGGAGGUUGGCAACAAAGGAGCCAAGGGAGACCGAGGCUUGCCUGGACCCAGAGGCCCUCAGGGGGCUCUGGGCGAGCCCGGGAAUAAGGGAUCUCGGGGAGACCCCGGUGACGCUGGUCCCCGUGGAGAGUCAGGACAGCCUGGUCCCAAGGGAGACCCCGGCAGGCCUGGAUUUAGCUACCCAGGACCCCGAGGAACACCCGGAGAGAAAGGCGAGGCUGGCCCACCCGGCCCUGAGGGGGGCAGAGGUGACUUUGGUCCCAAAGGAGAGCCCGGGAGGAAAGGCGAGAAGGGCGAGCCUGCAGAUCCCGGUCCCCCUGGUGAGCCCGGCCCUCGGGGGCCGAGAGGAUCCCCAGGACCCGAGGGAGAGCCCGGCCCCCCUGGAGACCCCGGCCUCACGGAGUGUGAUGUCAUGACCUACGUGAGGGAGACGUGCGGGUGUUGCGACUGCGAGAAGCGGUGUGGGGCCCUGGACGUGGUGUUCGUCAUCGACAGCUCCGAGAGCAUUGGCUACACCAACUUCACCCUGGAGAAGAACUUCGUCAUCAAUGUGGUCAACAGGCUGGGGGCCAUUGCCAAGGACCCCAAGUCAGAGACGGGGACCCGCGUGGGCGUGGUGCAGUACAGCCAUGAGGGCACCUUUGAGGCCAUCCAGCUGGACGAUGAGCGCAUCGACUCGCUAUCCAGCUUCAAGGAGGCCGUCAAGAACCUGGAGUGGAUUGCCGGCGGCACCUGGACACCCUCAGCCCUCAAGUUCGCCUACAACCAGCUCAUCAAGGAGAGCCGGCGCCAGAAGACCCGCGUGUUUGCGGUGGUCAUCACGGACGGCCGCCACGACCCCCGGGACGACGACCUCAACCUGCGGGCGCUGUGCAACCACGAUGUCACGGUGACAGCCAUCGGCAUCGGGGACAUGUUCCACGAGGGGCACGAGAGCGAGAACCUCUACUCCAUCGCAUGCGACAAGCCGCAGCAGGUGCGAAACAUGACCCUUUUCUCUGAUCUGGUGGCCGAGAAGUUCAUCGACGACAUGGAGGACGUCCUGUGCCCAGACCCUCAGAUCGUGUGCCCGGACCUUCCCUGCCAAACAGAGCUGUACGUGGCCCAGUGCACGCAGCGGCCUGUGGACAUCGUCUUCCUGCUGGACGGCUCCGAGCGGCUGGGCGAGCAGAACUUCUACAAGGCGCGGCGCUUCGUGGAGGAGGUGUCCCGGCGGCUGACGCUGGCGCGCAGGGACGACGACCCGCUCAACGCGCGCGUGGCCCUGCUGCAGUUCGGGGGCCCUGGCGAGCAGCAGGUGGAAUUCCCGCUCACCUCCAACCUGACGCGCAUCCACCAGGCGCUGGAAGGCGCGCGCUACCUCAACUCCUUCUCGCACGUGGGCGCGGGCAUCGUGUACGCCAUCAACCACGUGGUGCGCGGCGCGCGACCGGGGGCGCGCCGCCACGCCGAGCUGGCCUUCGUGUUCCUCACCGACGGCGUCACGGGCAACGACAGCCUGGAGGAGGCCGUGCACUCCAUGCGCAAGCAGAACGUGGUGCCCACCGUGGUGGCCGUGGGGGGCGACGUGGACACAGACGUGCUGUCCAAGAUCAGCCUGGGCGACGCCACCGCCGUCUUCCGCGAGAAGGACUACGACAGCCUGGCCCAGCCCGGCUUCUUCGACAGGUUCAUCCGCUGGAUCUGCUAGCGCCCCCCGCUCCUGCCCCUCGCCCGCCAGACCCACACCCAGGCCCCCAGCCUCAAGCCCCUGGCCCCGGCUUCCAGCCCCCGUCUCGCACUCCCGGCCCGCCGCCCUGCCUGCGCCCUCAGCCUCGUGCCCCAGGCUCCCCAGCCCUGUGGGCACUGUCCUCUAUCCGUGGUGCUACGAAGACUCACUCGAGGUCCCGCAUGCUGCAGACUCCAUCUCCAGGUGUGGGUGUGAAGUCAGGAAAAGAGGACCCCCGCCCAUCCCCAGCUCCUCCAGAGCGCCCCACCAGGCUACACUCCUGUCAGUCUGUUCACACCCUGCCCUCCACACCCUCCCCGGAUCCCAGAGGCUUUGCAGGGUGCACUCUGGUGGCCAGUGCUCCAGACCCUCGUGGACGGCCUGCAGUUCCCCUGGCCUUCCUCAGCCCAGCCUCACCCCUGGACUCCUCAGCCCCUCCAGUGCCCUCCAACGGCUCUCUGUGGGCCCCACCAGCUCUACUGGGCUUGCUCUGAGGUCUCUGCCUGGCCCUUGGAGGUCACCUGCCCCAGACUGAGCCGUGACAGCAGGCCCUGCACAUUCCUGUAUGCACACGCCCCAGUACAAUAAAGGCUUUCAACUGCCUCCUGCUCUCAACCUCCUUAUGUCUGUGCCCACCAGA
Molecule: messenger RNA, 2919 nt
Organism: Neomonachus schauinslandi (Hawaiian monk seal)
Lineage: Eukaryota; Metazoa; Chordata; Mammalia; Carnivora; Phocidae
Gene: COL6A2
Product: collagen type VI alpha 2 chain
Exons: 23
Coding region: 18-2261 (747 amino acids)
Source: RefSeq, a predicted model, not a curated record